AUGAAUUGUACAAAUUGUAAAAUUGAUAAAUUAUCUCGAGAGUUUCCAGCUGAUACUAUUGGCAAAAAGUGCUUUCACAUGCCGAGUUUUUGUUUACGGUGUAUAAUAGAGAAACUUGAUGUUAAAAAGUCAAAUAAAAUUCAACCAAUUUGUCCUGAAUGUAAAGGACAUCUUACAGAUCAAGAAAUUAAAAAAUUAAAUUUGGCAUGGGAAAAUGCACCAUUUAAAAUUGAUCUUUGGAAAUCAUCGACAAAUACACCAAAAGAUAAUCUGAAAAUUAAUCUUGAAUUUUAUGUGGUAUUAUUAAAUGGUACAAAAUUACAGUUUAGGUUGGAUCAGAUCAAAACUGUUGUGGCUUUAAAAGAAGCCAUAGAGAAACAAACUAAUGUUGAAGUUAAAAAACAAAGAUUAAUUUAUAAAGAAGUUGAGUUACACACUCAUUCAAGAAGUACUCCAAAUAAAUUGUCCGAAUAUUCAAUAGUAGCCGGAAGGAGUUGUCUUUGGAGAAUUUUUGACUAUAGCAAGAAAAUGUUCGGUGAUAUUCCUCAUAUGUCACAUUCUGGUGACGUUUUGGACAGCAACAAAAAGAGAGGACAUCAUCGUAUUACAGCAAAUUUAGGAUUCAUGCCGGCAACGGUUACAAAAUUAUACUUCGUCCUAAGUUCAUUUGGUUCUCCAGACAUUGGGUCUUUUAAAGAUCCUUCGUUUAAAUUAUUUGAUCCUACAAAUCCCAAUGUACUAUUAUGUUCUUAUACUUUAAAAUCUGCUGCUAAAUCACGAGCUGUUAUAAUUUGUGUAGUUGAAAACGGUAAUUGGAAUAUAUUUGAAAUUGGCAAAUUAUCAGACGGUUACGCAGACAAUUAUACACCGAUCACGAAUACUAUCAAAGAUAUGA
Molecule: messenger RNA, 895 nt
Organism: Funneliformis geosporum
Lineage: Eukaryota; Fungi; Glomeromycota; Glomeromycetes; Glomerales; Glomeraceae
Source: the annotation of a GenBank genome assembly